AAGAUAAUUAGAACAGUUUUUAGAGUGUUAUUGCGCUUCCUUUUACCCUUCCAAAAUCCAAAGCUUGACAGACAGACAUCUGGUGAAAAGAUUAGUUUAAAGAAAAACAAAGUCCACUUUGCGCAUCGGAGACUUCGCCGGAACUCCGAUCUGCCACCCCUCCAAUCCCAAUGGAUUACCAACUGAAUUCCCAAAUCUCCGGCGACUCUCCUUCUUCCUCCGCAUCCUCCACCAUCCAAACACCCUCCACUUCCAACCACCACCACCAAAACGGCGGCGCUCCCAUCAACAACAACGACCCCAUGCAUUCUUGGUGGGAAUCCAUCUCUAAAGCUCGUUCUCGCAUCCACCUUCUUUCCUCCCUCCUCCCCUCCUCUAACGACUCCACCACUGACGCUUCUCUCUCCGCCCUUGCUGACUCUGACCGCCCUGCCCGGUCCCUUCUCCUCUCUCCGGGGGCAUACUUUUCUAUUUCUUCCUCUCUCUCUUCCCCUUCCUCCGGCGCCGGUGAUGACCCACUUUGUAACUGGCUCUACGACACUUUCCUUUCCUCUGAUACUGAUCUUCGUCUUGUGGUACUCUCUUUUAUCCCCCUUUUAUCCUCCAUCUAUCUCUCGCGAAUCCAUUCUUCUAUUUCUACUUCUCUAUCUGGUUUUGAAGCUGUUCUUCUUGCCCUUUACGGCGCUGAAACCAAAUCCCGCGGAGGAAAACCCAUACUUAUUUCUAUUCCCGAUCUCUCUCAGCCUUCUCUGUAUCAUAGUCCUAGAAACCCCACACAGGCAAAAUCAAACUCCAGGUCGUCUAAUGCCCAGAAUCGUCCUUUGGUGGGAGUUUUAUCGCCUCCUCUUGAGCAUGAAAUUGCUGUGAAGUCAACUAAACGUGCUUGCAUUGUUGGGGUAGCUCUAGAUUGUUACUAUAAACAGAUUUCCCAUAUGCCAAGUUGGUCUAAGUUGGAUUUUUGUAAAUUUGCUGCUGAUUGGGCUGGGCAAGAUUGUCCUUGCGUGUCAGAAUUUGAUGAAACUGAUGGAAAUUCUGAGAAUUCUGUUGAAUUUAGUAAUGGGGAUCUGGAGGGUGUUUCUGAAGCGAUGCAGAAUUUGAGAAUUGAAAAUGGAUAUGAUGAAUUAAGGCCAAAGGGUGCAAGAAUUCCACUUCCGUGGGAAAUAUUGCAGCCUGUGAUAAGGAUCUUGGGGCAUUGUUUGUUGGGUCCUUUGAAUGCUGAGGAUGUGAAGGAUGCUGCUUCAGUGGCAGUGAAACGGAUGUAUGCAAGGGCUUCACAUGAGUUGAAUCCGCAGGCAAUUUUGGCAACUAGGAGUUUGAUUCAGCUUGACAAGAAAGGUCGUGAGACAGCUAAGAUAGCUGCUGCAGUAACCGUUAUGUCAAAUGUUAACACACCUAGUAAAGCUAAAAAGCCGGAGAUCCUUUUGGUUUCCAAAUGAUUGCAGUGUACCUGAUGGUUUGACUGGUUUUCACUUACUAUUUUUUUCACAUGGUCUUUCUUCCUUUAUUAAUGACAAGUUUGUGUAUGUUAGAAUUAUUAUAAGUAUAUCGUUACUAUUAUUUUUUAAUUAGACCUUGUUAGAUUUUAUAUGUAGUAAAUGUCUAAUGCCAAAGAAGGUUUGUGUGAUUUUGAAUUUGAUGUGGCAACUUGCCUGUGUGCUCUGUAACUUGAUUUUUAUCUCAAUAUUUUGGAGAGGGAAAAGUACUUGUUCUGUGA
Molecule: messenger RNA, 1714 nt
Organism: Solanum lycopersicum (tomato)
Lineage: Eukaryota; Viridiplantae; Streptophyta; Magnoliopsida; Solanales; Solanaceae
Biological process (GO): protein localization to plasma membrane; phosphatidylinositol phosphate biosynthetic process
Cellular component (GO): plasma membrane
Source: RefSeq, a predicted model, not a curated record